CUGGAUUCUAAUCAUUAAUCCCUAGAGCGCCAUUACUGGACUACAAAGAGAGAGAGACUCUCACGUGAACGCUGGCAACUGAGGAUGAAGUGACAGGACACACACAAUAAUCAUGUACAACCAGAGCCGCUAUGACAGCCCCCCUGUCUACAGCCCCCCCAACAGCUACUUCCAUCACCCGAGCCAAGCUCCUGGCUCGUACGCUUACCAUGUCAAGUCAGCUCCACCGGACUCAUUUUAUCAGGAAGAUGUCCCACCGCAGCACUUCUACAAGUGGAACUCCCCUCCUGGGUGGAUUCGCAUCUUGCAGGGCACAGUCAUUUUCCUCUGUGUGGCCAUUUUUGCCUGUGUUGCCUCCACUUUGGCUUGGGAGUAUAACUAUGGAGGGUUGGGUGGUAUGGGAGGAAUGGGUGGAUUAUAUGGAGGAUAUAGCGGAGGAUAUAUGGGCGGCUAUGGAUACGGCUAUGGUUCUGGUUAUGGAAUGACCAAUCCCCAGGCUGCCAGUGGCUUUAUGAUGGCCAUGGCUGUGCUGACCUUUGCAGCAGUUUUGGGGCUCUUCAUAGCUAGUGUAUCUAAAACCAGUAGUUCCCGUUCCCGUAGGUUCUUCAUGGCUGUCCUUGUAAUGAGUGCUGUACUGGCCACUAUGGAACUCAUUGCUAGCAUUGUCUACAUUGCUGGGGUUAAUCCACGUUCCCAGAUGGGUGGCAGCCUAUACUAUAGCCAAAUCAUGAUGAUGUGCAACCAGGUAUACUCACCUGUCUCUGGUGGUGCUGGAUUCGUGAAUCAGUAUCUUUAUCACUACUGUAUGGUUGAUCCACAAGAGGCGAUUGCUAUAGUCUGUGGUUUUAUCAUCGUCAUCCUGCUAUGCGUCAUAUCCUUCUUUGCUCAGAAGACAAGGCGCAAGAUUUGGUCUUAUGGUGAAUCCAACAUUUACUGGGACAAACCCAUUGGCACCCUCCAAGAAGGUCCUAACGUAGAGGAAUGGGUGAAGAGUGUUCCUGGGGUCCCCCCUGAUGAUACCGUGACCAUUACUUACUCAGAGAGGCCGCAGAGUCCAGUUAAGGCUCUGAGCAACAACAGCAUUUACAAACCUCAGGACAGUGUUGACAGUAGAGUCGAGACCCCUCUUAUGAGCAGCUCAUAUGUUGCAUCCAGUGCACCCCCUGAAAGAAGCAGAAGACCUCCAGUCCACAGGGGCCGAAGACGGAGAAGGAAUCCAGAGCUUGAUGAGUCCCAGUAUGAGACGGAUUAUACAACGGCUGUAGACUCUGGAGAUGACAGAGAUCUGGGAGAGUGGGAGAGUCUAUAUCCACCUAUAUCCUCGGAUACUGAACGUCAGGAGUACAAGCGGGAGUUUGAUUCUGACCUACGCCGUUAUAAACUCAUGUGUGCAGAGAUGGAUGACAUCAACGACCAGCUGCAACAGCUUAACAAGCAACUUGACGGACUAACCGAGGGCAGCAUUCAAUACCAGGGGGUAGCUGAAGAGUAUAACAGACUGAAAGAUCUUAAAAGAACUCCUGAUUACCAGUCAAAGAAGAAUGAAACCAAACAACUCAGAAACAAGCUGUUUCAUAUCAAGAGGAUGGUGAAUGGCUAUGACAAAUAUAGAAGUUGAAAAAUUGGGCAACACUGGAGGAUAUUAAGUAGGAGACACCCCGAGAUGGCAGCAAUCAAGUUGCUGUAACUAAGGAUUUUCCCCCUGAUCUGAAUUCUGGAGGAAUGAAACUCAACAAUUUCUUUAACCUUGAAUCUGAAGGUCACGUUAACUUCAAUAGUAAUCUGCAGCUGUAUCAGAGAACUAGCACAUUAAAGGGACAGUAUGCUCCAAUUUUCAUUUAACUGCAUGUAAUAGACACUAGUAUAAAGAAUAAGAUGCACAGAUACUGAUAUAAAAAUCCAGUAUAAAACAGUUUAAAAAAUUAUUUAGAAGCUCCCAGUUUAGCUCUGUUUAAAGGAUUAUCUGGAACACCCACUGCAAGUGGGAAAUAUUCAGACACUCCCCCCUCCCCCUUCCUCUGCAUAUGAAAAAACCCUUUACGCAAACAGGAGAAAGCUGGAGUAGGUAUACAUCAGUAUUUUGAUAAAACUUUGGGGCUUGGUUAGGAGUCUGAAAAUCAGUGCAAUGUUAUUUAAAAAUAAGCAAAACUAUAUAUAUAUAUUUUUUUUUUUAAAGUUGUAUGGGCUAUAUAAAUGGAUAAUCUACAAAACAUUUAUGCAAAGAAAAAUCUAGUGUAUAAUGUCCCUUUUAGUAUAACAGCAACAGGUCUUAUUAGGAAAGAUGACUCCAUUUUAAUAAGCAAUUUAAGGCUAGAUUACGAGUGGCGCGAUAACUGUUGCGAAUCGAAAAGGGGUUUAUUGCGACUCAUUGCACACGUCGGAAGUAGCGUACGUAUUACGUGUUGAAAUUAAACGCGUUCACAUGAGCAUAAUUGAAUUUAACGCACGUUGGGUUAGCAAGACUUCAGAGCUCUGGUUAACUGUUACGCAAGGCAAAACAAUGGAGAAAAACCCCCCAUCAAAAAUACAUUAAAACUACAGUUAGAAUCAUAAUAACACUAUCUGAUAAAAAUUAUUUUUUAAAAAGAUUGCAUAAAAAAAGUUAUAAGGGCUGAACGAUAUGAGAUCUCAGUUGUUGGGGGGAAAAAGACUAAAAAAGGGCUUUAACAUAGAGAUAAUACAUAUACAUGUCUAAAUAUAUAUACAGUAUAUGUAUUUAUAUGUGUGUGUAUAUAUGUAUUUAUGUAUUUAUAUGUGUAUAUAUGUAUUUACAGACAUAUAUACACAUACAGGGAGUGCAGAAUUAUUAGGCAAAUGAGUAUUUUGACCACAUCAUCCUCUUUAUGCAUGUUGUCUUACUCCAAGCUGUAUAGGCUUGAAAGCCUACUACCAAUUAAGCAUAUUAGGUGAUGUGCAUCUCUGUAAUGAGAAGGGGUGUGGUCUAAUGACAUCACCACCCUAUAUCAGGUGUGCAUAAUUAUUAGGCAACUUCCUUUCCUUUGGCAAAAUGGGUCAAAAGAAGGACUUGACAGGCUCAGAAAAGUAAAAAAUAGUGAGAUAUCUUGCAGAGGGAUGCAGCACUCUUAAAAUUGCAAAGCUUCUGAAGCGUGAUCAUCGAACAAUCAAGCGUUUCAUUCAAAAUAGUCAACAGGGUCGCAAGA
This is a messenger RNA of Bombina bombina (fire-bellied toad), 3161 nucleotides long. Its product is annotated as occludin. The transcript has 9 exons. Gene Ontology annotation, cellular component: membrane; transcription elongation factor complex; bicellular tight junction. Gene Ontology annotation, biological process: positive regulation of transcription elongation by RNA polymerase II; bicellular tight junction assembly; snRNA transcription by RNA polymerase II. Lineage: Eukaryota; Metazoa; Chordata; Amphibia; Anura; Bombinatoridae. The record is from RefSeq and is a predicted model, not a curated record. The coding region runs from base 113 to 1618 and encodes 501 amino acids. Gene Ontology annotation, molecular function: cis-regulatory region sequence-specific DNA binding.